Molecule: messenger RNA, 1909 nt
Organism: Protopterus annectens (West African lungfish)
Lineage: Eukaryota; Metazoa; Chordata; Ceratodontiformes; Protopteridae
Gene: PRODH2
Product: proline dehydrogenase 2
Exons: 10
Coding region: 119-1591 (490 amino acids)
Cellular component (GO): mitochondrion
Molecular function (GO): FAD binding; proline dehydrogenase activity
Source: RefSeq, a predicted model, not a curated record
AGGCCAUGGGAUUUGGCUGUGCAGUACAGGUGACAGCAAAUCCUACCUCCCCUGCAUGUUACAUGCUGCACUGUAUAUUAUUCUUAUUAAUUCCUUUUUUAAUAAGUUAUAAGGAACAAUGUCACUGCUUGGGGCUGUUUUAAGGAAACAAGUAUUUCACUCUUUGGCAGUUUCCAGAAGCUUACCUCCCCUUAGUCCUGCAUGUCCAUGCUUUUUUAAAAACAUUCGUGGAUCAGCUACCUCUUUUUCCCAAGGAGAGGCAAUUAACUUUGAUGAUGGUAAUGCAUUUCAUCUUAAAACAAACUGGGAGAUCUUUCGAGGGCUCCUUAUUUUCCGAAUGUGCUCCUAUCCAUUCUUGGUGAACAACUCAAUGAAGCUAAUGCAGCUAACCCGCAAAGCUCUGGGCCAAAAGUUAUUUUCUGCAGUGAUGAAGGCUUCUGCCUAUGGACAGUUUGUCGCUGGAGAGACCCUCCCAGAAAUUCAACAAAGCAUGGAGAAGUUGAAAAGAAUGGGUAUCAGGCCCAUGUUAGCAGUUCCCAUUGAAGAGGAUAUUGGGGAGGACAAAGAAGGGGAGAAGUGGUAUGAUAGAAAUCUGGACACCAUGAUCCGCUGUGUUGAUAUUUCAAUAACCGGAGGAAAACGUUCUAUGAUGCAGCUGAAAGUCACAGCCCUGAUGAGUGCAGAACUCUGUAAAACCAUAACACAUCACCUAAAGGACCCUGUAACAAGGAAGAGUUUGUCUUUUGAGAGCCUUGUACGGGCCAUGGAUGGACAGACACUUCAUCUUUCCUGUUUAACAAAAGAAGAGAAUCAUCAUUUUCUGGCCUCUCUGCAACGGUUUAAUAAAAUUGGACAGUAUGCAAAGGAUAAUAAAGUCCAUGUACUGGUGGAUGCUGAAUAUACUUACAUCAACCCAGCUCUAACACUUGUCACCCUGGCAAUGAUGAUGAAAUUCAACCAAUCAGUGCCUUGGAUUUGGAACACAUACCAGUGUUAUCUAAAGGAAGCGUAUAACCUCAUUAAUGAAGAUAUUGAGCUGUCCUCCAGACUUGGUUUCUGUUUUGGUGCAAAGCUGGUGCGAGGAGCCUAUAUGGAUAAGGAGAGGAAGCUAGCCAAGGAGAAGGGAUACCCAGACCCCAUCAAUGAGAACUGGGAAGCAACAAACAGAAGCUACCAGAGAGUACUUGAUCGAAUGCUGGACCUUGUUGGAGAAAACAGUGAGAGAUAUAACAUCAUUGUAGCUAGUCACAAUGAAGCCUCAGUGAAGCAAGCCAUUAGACGGAUAGAAACCAUGAAGAUUUCAAAAGAAGGUGGAGCUGUAUGCUUUGGCCAGCUGCUGGGCAUGUGUGACCAUGUCUCCAUGACCUUAGGCCAGAAGGGUUAUGCCAUUUACAAGUCGAUUCCUUAUGGCCCGAUUGAUGAUGUCAUGCCGUACCUUGUGCGCCGAGCCCAGGAGAACCAAAGUGUCCUACUAGGGAUCCGAAAGGAGAGGGAUUUGCUCCAGAAAGAACUCAAACGAAGGAUAUUCUUUCGUGGCAGAAAAAAUGCAGAAAAUAAUGUGGACUAUACACUGCCUACAGACAAGAGAUGAAAUAUUCUCACAUUUAUUCAAAAUAAGCUUAAUAAAAUAAGCUAAAACAUGACUUUGCUAUUCAAAAUUUUAAAUCUAGGAACUCUCUGGAGGCAAGGUUAUGAUAUAUUUAAAACAAAAGCUGGUUCAGACUGGACCUUACAAUUUUAAUACAAGAUUUUAACCAGCCUGCAUUAUUUUUUUUUCAGUUACAUUAUACAAUGAGUCUGAAAUAUCUUGUUACAGUAUUAGUCAAAACAUCUUACAUGCACAUUGUAAGUGCUGCAAAAAGCUCAUAACUGAAGGGUGACAUUAAAAAUAAUAACAUUAAAUUUCAAA